Molecule: messenger RNA, 1095 nt
Organism: Oikopleura dioica
Lineage: Eukaryota; Metazoa; Chordata; Appendicularia; Copelata; Oikopleuridae
Source: the annotation of a GenBank genome assembly
AUGCCCAUCGAUUACAGUAAAUGGAACAAAAUUGAAAUUUCGGAUGACGAAGAUGACACGCAUCCAAACAUUCACACUCCCUCACUUUUCAAGUGGCGGCAUGAAGCGCGAGUCCAGCGAAUGGAAGAAAUGGCCAAAGAAAAAGAACAAAUUUCAGAAUCGAAAAAAGACGCGGAGCGAGCGCUCGCCGAAGCGAAGAAAAAAGGGUUGACAGACGCUGAGCUAGAGAAACAAGUCGAAGAGUGGAAAAUCAAAGAACGCGAGUUCGAAAAGAAGGAAAAGUCGCAACCCCUGAAUGUGGAUACUAUUGGAACUGUCGCUCAGUCCAGCUCAAGAAUCAACAAAGCCAAAACAGAGCUAGAAAUCAAAUCGGAGGAAGAGCUGAUGAGCGAUUAUCAAAGAUUCACAAAGAAAUGGGAGGCGGAAAUCAAGAAGUUUGGAAUGUUCAAAAGACUCGAGGACUCCCAGCAAUAUCUCAGCGAAAACACCUACCUGGUCAACGAGCAUACAGCUUCCUUUCUCUGUAUUUACUGUAUCGACCUGUGCGUCGAAGAAAAGAUGAGUUUGAUGAACCAAGUUUCGCAUCAAGCAGUCAUUCUUCAAUUCAUUCUAGAGCUCGCCAAAACCCACAAAAUCGACCCAAGAGGCUGUUUCCGACAAUUCUUCGACAAAUACCGCAAAAAUGAAAAUCCAGAAUACCAGAAAGCAUUCGACGACGAACUUGCCGCCUUCCGCGAACGAGUAAAAGGCCGCGCUCAAGCUAGAAUCGACGCGUAUUUGGAAGAGCAGAAGCAAGAAGAAGAAUCAGAAAGGCAAAAACGAAUUGAAGCAUCUCCUGGAGGAGUUGAUCCUCAGGAAGUCUUUGAGUCGCUCCCAGAAGCCUGGCAAAAGUGCUUUGAAACGCAAGACAUUCCCAUGCUGCAAAAAGUGGUCUCGGAGACAGAUCCCAAAGUCGCGUCAGAGCUUCUCGACAAAUGCAUAAAGAGCGGUCUCUGGGUUCCCGGGCCAGAUGAAAAAGGAGAUGAAUCGCCUGCCAGUGCCGCCGCUGCCGAAAACACUAAGCCAUCAACGACCUCAAUAGAGGAACAGGAUUAA